AAUAUCAUCACGUUCAAUAAUUUUGAACUUUUACAAUGUUCAGAUGGCACCAACUCAGGCUACCGUGGUCGCCCAGUUCCGCGACUAUCACGCCGAGAAGUUCUCAGGGCAGGGAGACCCUCGCGUAGUUGACGAGUGGAUUCAGGGCCUGGAGUUUAUCUUCGAGGUCAUGGAGUGCCCUGAGAGAUAUCGCGUCAUUUGCGCUCAGCUUCAGCUCACCGGAGAUGCUAGGCUCUGGUGGAACGCUUACUGGGGCAUGCGCCCCGGUGAGAAGGCGGGAUGUACGUGGGAGAUGUUCAAGGACUUAGUCCGCGAGAAGUACUAUCCCACCUACUACAGAGCAGAGAUGGAGCGUCAGUUUCUAUCGCUCCGGCAGGGUACUCGUACUGUCGACGAGUAUGAGAGAGAGUUCACGAGACUUGCAGCUUUUGUUCCUGAUCUGGUCCGCACGGAGGCCCAGCGAGUGCAGCGUUUCAUUGACGGGCUUUACCCAGCAGUCCGUCAUAACAUCGUAGGUCACGGGACCCAGACGUAUGCUCGUGCAGUCUCCAUUACUCAGGAGGUGGAUGCUAGCCUUAGGAGGGAGGCCGUUCGUGGUCAGUCGUCUUCAGUUCCACCGGUGUCAGCUUUACCAUCUACCCAGCCGCUGAAGAACAACAAGAGGAAGGAUAAGGGUGCCCAGACAGAUAAGAGGGCCCGGAAGAGGCUUCAGCAGGUUCCGCAGUGCCCGACAUGUGGGCGACAUCACCGAGGCGAGUUUCACUUUGGUCAGGAUGU
Molecule: messenger RNA, 777 nt
Organism: Striga hermonthica
Lineage: Eukaryota; Viridiplantae; Streptophyta; Magnoliopsida; Lamiales; Orobanchaceae
Source: the annotation of a GenBank genome assembly